Messenger RNA from Branchiostoma belcheri (Belcher's lancelet), 1874 nucleotides. Its product is annotated as inositol monophosphatase 1-like. Gene Ontology annotation, molecular function: inositol monophosphate 1-phosphatase activity. Lineage: Eukaryota; Metazoa; Chordata; Leptocardii; Amphioxiformes; Branchiostomatidae. The transcript is spliced from 9 exons. Bases 205 to 1026 code for a protein of 273 amino acids. The record is from RefSeq and is a predicted model, not a curated record. Gene Ontology annotation, biological process: phosphatidylinositol phosphate biosynthetic process; signal transduction; inositol metabolic process.
GAUCCUGACGUCACUAUAAUUUAGUAUAAAAGAGGUCAGACCAGCAGUCACCUGACUCUUUGCUGUUGGGCCAGUCUUCAGGGAGCUCACCUACGCACAACAGAUUCAAGGCCUAGGCAUUGUUGGUCUUACUUAAGGAGACACAUAGCCAUCCCAGUCCUAUCGUUCGACGAUAACAACGCAGCUCCAGGAAACGUAGUGAAGAUGGAGUGCCAGUGGGAUGAAUGCUUCGAUGCUGCCGUGGAGGUGGCGAGGAAAGGAGGGGAGGAAAUCAAAAGUGCCUUCAGCGGUGAAAAAAGUAUCCAGACCAAGUCCAGCGCCACUGAUCUGGUCACAGAGACAGACGGAAAGGUGGAGAAGAUGAUCAUCUCCACACUGAGUGGAAAAUUUCCAUCUCACAGUUUCAUCGGUGAGGAGUCUGCAGGUAAUAAAGUGGAGCUGACAGACAACCCCACCUGGAUCAUCGACCCUUUGGACGGUACCAUGAACUUUGUACACGGGUUCCCGUUUGUGGCAGUGUCAAUAGCGCUGUCGGUAAAGAAGGAGGUUGUGGUUGGUGUUGUUUACAAUGCCAUUCUGGACCAGAUGUUCACAGCACAACCAGGGAAGGGCGCCUUCAUGAAUGGGAAACCUAUCCAUGUAUCUGGACAAGAAGAUGUCAAGAAGUCCAUGCUUAUUGCAGAACUUGGGAAAAGUAGAGCUAAAGACAAGGUGGACAAGGUCUUCAGUAAUCUGGGGGCGUUCUACAACGAGGACAAGUCGAUCCAUGCGUGCAGAGUGCUUGGUUCUCCAGCUCUGGACAUGUGCCAGGUAGCGAGCGGUGGUGGAGACGCGUGCUACUUAUUUGGGGAGUACGGAAUCCACGUGUGGGACAUCGCGGCAGGAGCACUUAUUGUUAGGGAAGCCGGGGGAGUGGUUUUGGACACCACAGGAGGACCAUUUGACAUGAUGUCCAGACGUGUCCUGUGUGCCAGUAGUGAGAAACUGGCCAGGACGAUAGCAGAAGGGCUGACACAGAUGGACUAAUUCAAUAGUCACCGUUUCGAGUUGCCCAUAUCUUGAAAAAAAUCUUCACAUUGUAGUAUUGUUCUCAGCAAAUCUGGCAACUUUAUCAUUUUAGUUAAAGGUGGAUGUGAUGUGUUUGCUGUGCAUAUUUAGACACUCAAGAUACACGUUAUUUCUUUCACUAGCAUACACGUUUAUCUGGGUUGGUAGAUCACGUUAUGGAACAAUCAAACUGUUGUAUCGAAAAUGCCUACGUCGCCAAUUUUUUUUAGUUGGAGAACAGCUUUAUUGUUCCAUGAAAUACAGGUGUAUUUAGAUGCCAUGACUAACAUGACAAAGAUACAGAAAUUUAGAUGUUAUUGUAUGUGUGUGAGGGUGUUUUUGUGGGUGUGUGGUUGUGUUUAAAGCGACUUUUAGUAUAUACAGUCUUGGAGUUGACAAAUUGCUGAUAGCGCGUAAAAGUUUGUAGUACGUGCCUUAGUUUCUACUAAGUUCCACAUGUAAGUGUUGUGUGCGAUACUGUAGCUAUAACGUUACGUGCAUACUGACAUGCAUGAGUCGUCAGUAGCUGAUUUUCUAGAUUUCCAAGAUGUAUAAAGAAGUAAGUGACAAUAUUAUAUAUCUGAAUCUGUGAAUUAGAAAAAGUGAAUGCUGAAAGUAUUUUGUUGUGAAUUCUGUGCCAGAGGAAAGAUCGGCUAUUGUUAGAAAUCUAUUGUACGCUCGUAUCGGUACGUUUCACUAUCAGGAGACAUUUUGCUUCCUCGUGUUCUAUUGUGUCUAUGAAAUUAAUGUCUGUAUGGAUACAUGUAUAUAACUUCAGUAAGCAAGGUUUGUAACCGGUUUGUAGAAAUAAAACUUGACGGAACUUC